Messenger RNA from Leptosomus discolor (cuckoo roller), 192 nucleotides. The record is from RefSeq and is a predicted model, not a curated record. NCBI's taxonomy places the organism in Eukaryota, Metazoa, Chordata, Aves, Leptosomiformes, Leptosomidae.
AUGGUGACGUCCCCGAGGCCGUGGCGCGUGCUGGUGGCCGUGGCCCUCUGCGCCCUGCUCUGCCUGGGCACGCUGGCGGCCGCCUACCCCCCAAAACCCGAGAGCCCCGGGGACGAGGCCUCCCCCGAGGAGAUGGCGCGGUACUUCUCGGCCCUGCGCCACUACAUCAACCUGGUGACGCGGCAGAGGUGA